CGACCCAAAAUACGUAAAAUGUAAAGUAUAAAACCAAGAAAUAAAAUGAAAAAAACAAAAAUAUAUUGUCUACCAACCCUAUAGUCCUAUGAUAUUGAUCCCACAUUGCUGAUUAGCGGCGACGGCAACUCAAAUCAUUAAGCAGAGAAAAGGGUUUUUACAGAGCACUUUAAGGUCCAUCAAUGGCGUCGAGAUUGGUUUGGGCUUCAAGAGUUGCUUCAUAUCUCAGGAUCUCAAUACCCCAUAGAGGGUUUGCUUCUGUUGUUAAGGACUUGAAGUAUGCUACCUCUCAUGAAUGGGUGAAAGUAGAAGGGGAUAAAGCAACGAUUGGCAUAACUGAUCAUGCUCAAGAUCAUUUGGGUGAUGUUGUCUAUGUUGAAUUACCAGAAGUUGGGACCUCUGUUAAACAGGAUGGCAGCUUCGGUGCGGUAGAAAGUGUCAAAGCUACCAGUGAUAUUAACUCUCCUGUGUCGGGGAAAAUCGUUGAGGUCAAUGACGAGCUCAGUAGUUCCCCUGCUCUGGUGAACUCAAGCCCAUAUGAAAACGGAUGGAUAAUUAAGGUGGAGGUGAGUGACAGUGAUGAACUGAAGAAUUUGAUGGACUCUGAGCAGUACUCCAAGUUCUGUGAAGAAGAAGAUUCAAAGCACUGAGAGUUCAUUGAAGAUGUCAGCAGCCUUAUCAGAUCUUCCUUUCUUCUCUUUUUCUUCAGUCUUCUGGAUUUCCUUUUCCUUUGUAAGACUCACAAAAAUGGUGGAAAUUUCCCCACUCAGAUAAAUAAUUUGAUCCCUUUGAAUCUGCAACUAUUGUUAUGUUGUGAAAAAUCCAGGAAAAGGGGGCCUUUGUUCGAGA
This is a messenger RNA of Cucurbita maxima (winter squash), 849 nucleotides long. RefSeq names its product glycine cleavage system H protein 2, mitochondrial-like. The record is from RefSeq and is a predicted model, not a curated record. The transcript is spliced from 4 exons. Gene Ontology annotation, cellular component: glycine cleavage complex; mitochondrion; cytoplasm. Gene Ontology annotation, biological process: protein lipoylation; glycine decarboxylation via glycine cleavage system. NCBI's taxonomy places the organism in Eukaryota, Viridiplantae, Streptophyta, Magnoliopsida, Cucurbitales, Cucurbitaceae. The coding region runs from base 183 to 650 and encodes 155 amino acids.